Molecule: messenger RNA, 522 nt
Organism: Carlito syrichta (Philippine tarsier)
Lineage: Eukaryota; Metazoa; Chordata; Mammalia; Primates; Tarsiidae
Gene: CUNH20orf141
Product: chromosome unknown C20orf141 homolog
Exons: 2
Coding region: 1-522 (173 amino acids)
Source: RefSeq, a predicted model, not a curated record
AUGUCCCUGCUCUGCUUACUCAGGCCCAAAGCCUCUGCAGAUCUGAUCCCGGUUUCUCUCAGAGGCCUGGGUGCUGGGGAGGGAUUGGGUAGUCCAGUGCCUCCAUGUGUGACCCUCAUGGACUCCAGCUGGGUCCAGAUCCUGGAUAGUGUCCUAGGGCUGAUGGCACUAGGGCUGAUGAUCCAGGCAGUCUUUUCCAUGGCUGGCCUAGCCCUACUGCUGCUGCUGCUACUGGUCAGCUUCCUCGCCUUCGACCUGCUCCACAGGCCCACAGGUCCCACCCUGCUGCAGCAUAAACUUGUCACAAGGUCCCGGAGUCAGGGGGCUGGCGAGGGUCUAAGACGGCGGGAGGCUGUAUUCCUACCGGCAGGGACAGUCACAGGACAACUUCGCCACCAGGAUGCACUGCUACUGCUGCUCAUGGCACUGGGGCUGCUACUGGGAGCCCGCGGUGUGCCCUUGGCCCUGCUCGGCCUGACUUUCUGCCUCCUUUUGGGUCUGAGUGCUCCACCUCAAAACUGA